This is a messenger RNA of Paecilomyces variotii, 2656 nucleotides long. Its product is annotated as putative Ran-binding protein. The coding region runs from base 153 to 2243 and encodes 696 amino acids. The transcript is spliced from 5 exons. Lineage: Eukaryota; Fungi; Ascomycota; Eurotiomycetes; Eurotiales; Thermoascaceae. The record is from RefSeq and is a predicted model, not a curated record. Gene Ontology annotation, molecular function: protein binding. Gene Ontology annotation, biological process: cytoskeleton organization; cell surface receptor signaling pathway. Gene Ontology annotation, cellular component: cytoplasm.
CACGAGGGGAUUCGACAAGAAAACGAAAAAAAAACCACCUGUCUGCUGCAGGCCAAUUUGAUCUCAGCUCUGCCACUGGGUAGAAGGGCAGUUUCAUAUGCUCCUCCGGGGCCGUCGGUGGUUUACUUGUUCCUAUCACGGACGACGACAGCAUGACCAAUGCUCCUUUGCCCCCAGGGUCCGGUGGAGCUCCUCCAACAACCUCAUAUUCCGGCCCAAGCAUUUCAUCGAUGCCACGCCGUUCCUCCUACGCCUCCGUCGUGUCUGGUAUCGCCGCCUCGCCACAGAAUCACAGUCAUAGUCCCUUCUCGCACCUGGCCAGCAACGGCAUCGUCGCCAGCUCCACCCCGGCCAGCUUCUCCUCCUACCCCCCGCAAUACUACCAUCCCGACGGCACCAUCAGCUCCAGCAACACCGCCAGCCGCCUUGCCCGGCACGCCUCCGGCUUGGAUGCAGACAUGCAGAUGAAUAACGGCGGAGGGAGCAGCACUCCCUGGAGGAGGGCCGGUGGCUCGCUGCCCGCCUACUCCAGGCAGUUCGCCCAGCAUCCCGGAUACGAGAGCUUCUACAGCGGAGCGUCCAUCGACGACGACUUCUUCGUCCCCUCUUACCUCCGGAAUUCCCGCUAUAUCGCGCGUCUCGAAGCUGCCCAUCGCUCAAAGCUCGCCGCUCAACGAGAGUCCGUCUCGAAUCCGCCGCUCUCCGCCUCCUCCAGCCAUGUGAAUCUACACCGUAUCGCACCCUCCCACCGCGGAAUGACGUAUGAUAUUAUCGAGAAAGAGCCGUCACACGAGGUAGACAAUGUGAUGCCGCUACCGUCCCGAUGGAGUGAAUCGGACAAGUACGCUGGUCUCGAGCUGUUGAACGACGGCCUCGAGGUCCGGUACAUGGGACCCCCAAACAAGCACGACCAUGAGGCCGCCGCGGUGCGGGCGGACUACCCUAUGCCCCCGCAGUGCGGGAUAUACUAUUUUGAAAUCACUAUAUUAUCCAAGUCGAAGGAAGGGAUGAUUGGAAUCGGGUUCUCAAGCUCAAAGGCCUCCGUCGAGAGACUGCCGGGAUGGGAGCUGGAGUCGUGGGCCUAUCAUGGAGACGAUGGCAAGUCAUUCUUCGGCGAGAGCCAAGGCCAGGGUCGACCCUACGGACCGACAUUUACAGUCAACGAUAUAAUCGGCUGCGGUGUGAAUUUUUCGACAGGAUGCGCCUUCUUUACCAAAAAUGGCGUUUUUCUAGGCAAUGCUUUCCGGGAGUUGCGAAACGUAAAGCUAUACCCUUCAGUUGGGAUGAAGAAGCAGCCGAACGUGCAUAUCAGCGUCAACUUCGGACAGCGUCCGUUCAUGUUUGAUAUUGAUGGCAUGGUUAAGAAAGAGAAGCUGGCGAUCCAAGCGGAGAUCAACGCAACCAGUGCGGCGGGUCUCCAGCCUCCGUUGGACGAAAACUCCCUACUCCAGGAGCUGCUGGCGCAGUUUCUGGCUCAUGAUGGCUAUGUCGAGACGGCGCGGGCUUUCGCCGAGGAGGUUAGACAAGAGUCACAAGCACUGCAGAACGGACGAACAGAGCCGCUGAAGCAGUAUGCUCCGGAGGAAGACUUGGAUGCGGCUAAUCGGCAGAAAAUCCGGGCGGCCAUCUUGGAUGGUGAUAUCGACAAGGCUUUGAAGCAUACAAACGCGUACUAUGCCAAUGUCUUGCAGGACAACCCUCAUAUCCUGUUCAAACUCCGAUGUCGGAAGUUCAUCGAGAUGAUGCGACGAUGCAACGAGCUAUCCGUCUCACACUCGAAACGGUCACGAUCGGCCAACGGCGCGGCCGAGGAGAGUGUCUUUGAUCAAUACAUGGAUGUCGAUGACCAGGCAGUGGAUGACACUGAUGGAAUGGACACGGAGGAGUCAGACUCGACGGCCAAGUUCCAGGAGCUGCUGACGGAAGCGGUGCAGUACGGACAGCAGCUGCGGAUGGACUACCCGACGGAAGAGCGAGGCGGCGACAGUAAAUUGCUGGACGACAUCUUCUCGCUGGUCGCAUACUCAGAUCCGAAGUCGUCAGUGCACGGUCACUAUCUCGAUCCGGCGGGCCGGGUGGCCGUGGCGGAGGAGUUGAAUUCGGCAAUUCUUGUGUCGCUGGGCAAAUCGUCAUCGGCCGCGCUGGAGCGGCUAUACCAGCAGACGGAAGUGCUCGUCAACGAAAUCAGUGAAGAAGGCGGCGCUGGGGCGUUUAUCAAUGUACGGGAUGAUUUCUUGCAGUGAGGCGAGGUCGGUACGGGAUAUGGGAAACAGAUCAUUUUCUUUUACUUCAUUUCACUUUCUUCUCUUGGUCACAUAUACCGGCGCAUGUACCCGACGAUGAUGUCCGUCCAGGAGCCCAGAUCAUGUGCAUGGGAUUUUCUUUUCCUUCUUUCUGCUUGAGCGGCAUUCAUAAUUAGGUUUUUCUUUUCUCUUCACUGUGAGCUCUUCUCCGGUUUUGUCUGGUAUGGUCUGGUCUGGUCUAGUCUGGUUCGGUGUUUCGUCUUGCAUCCAAUCUACCCAUAGCCACCCAUAGCCUAUCCAUGAGUUAGCUCUCUAUUGUAUCUGUAGAGUAGCAUAGGUCUGAUCUUCCUUAGUGAGGAUGAGAUGAGAAUGAGAAUGAAUAAGAUGCAUGGCGUGAAGUAAUAUCUUUGCUA